UAAGCUUAAGGAAGCCGGUUGUCUUCAAAUAUCUUUGGAAUCAUUUAAAUCUCAUUUUCUGAGCACACAGUCCAAGUUUCGUUAUUUUUCUGUUAUCUUUUCCCCAGGAAACUAACCGCUUGAUUCUAGAAGCUGGUUCAUAGGCAAGUGCCGAAAGAGGAAAAUUUCCUCCAUUCAAUCGAUUCCCAGAUAAAUAUGGAUGCGCCAAAUGGAUAUCUAGCGAAUCCUCCUGAAGGACCGAAUCGCAUCCAAUUACUAAGAGUCGAUUCAGCUACUUUUAGGAGACCUUCCCUUCAUCUUUUGGAGGAUACAAGGGAGGGUAGAAUCCAUUACCUUAAAUUAUGUGUGCCUCUUUACAAAUAUGCAUUAGAAGGAAAUUGGGAGAAAGCUAAGCCCAUGUUGUUAAGUCAUGAGAGAAUGCUUAUGAAUGCUGCUAUAGCAAAAGGAUAUCCAACAGUACUUCAUGUAGCAGCAGGAGCAGGACAUUUUCACUUUGUGAAGGAGCUUGUGAACUUGAUGAAUGAGAGUGACUUGGAUUUACAAGACUCUAGGGGAAACACUGCUUUCUGCUUUGCUGCUGCUGCAGGAAACUUGGAUAUUGUUAAGUUAUUGUGGGAAAAAAAUCCAUUCUUGCUAAACAUUAGAGGUGGAAAUGGCUUCACUCCUCUUCAUUUUGCUGCAAUACAAGGAAGAGCUGAUAUGACAUGGUAUCUAUACUCUAAAAUUGAUGAAUUAGCUUUUGAAGAAGCAGACAGGAAUAAGUUAUUCCUCACUUGCAUCGACAGUGGCAUUUAUGAUUUAGCGCUGAAAAUGUUGAAAGAUAAGCAAGAACUUGCAUUGGCAACAAAUGAAGAAGGGAUGACAGGUUUGCAUAUCAUGGCUCAGAAGACAACAGAUUUGGGUCAUCAUAGUCCAGAACAUCAAAAUCUCAUAAGUUCAGGAACGAAGCACGGUGUUGCUCUCCAACUUGUUCAUUCUCUCUGGCGAGGAAUUCUCAAUCUUGUAAGAUCAGAGGAAGACAUGAGAAAAAUAAUAAAUGAGCCAUCACGACUAUUGUUUGAUGCGACAAAAUUUGGAAAUUUUGACUUUUUAGCCCAGCUUAUGAGAUCUUACCCUGAUUUAGUAUGGGAAUUGGAUGACCAAAAGCGAAGCAUAAUUCACAUUGCUGUUUCACAUCGUCAUCCUAACAUCUUCAAUCUUAUCCAUGAUAUAAGUGCAAAUAAGGAUAUCAUAUUGUCAUAUGUAGACGAAGAUGAUGGAAACAAUAUAUUACAUUUGGCUGCAAAGUUAGCACCGGCUGAUAGACUUGAAUUGGUCUCUGGGGCGGCUUUUCAAAUGAAGCUCGAACUGUUAUGGUUUGAGGAGGUGAAGAAGAUAAUGUUACCAUCAUAUGUGAAGAUGAAAAACUCAAAUGGUGAAACUCCUCGUGAUUUAUUCACUAGGGAGCAUGCAUCAUUGAGGAAAGAUGCUGAGUCAUGGACAAAGAGAACAGCUAACUCUUGCAUGGUUGUUUCAACUCUUAUUGCUACUGGAGUGUUCUCUGCUGCAUUUAGCAUACCAGGUGGUAUCAACGAUAAUUCAGGAACACCCAAUUAUUUAUGGAAACGAUCCUUUAUGAUAUUUGCAAUAUCAGAUGCUAUUGCAUUUAUUUCAUCUUCAGCCUCCAUACUUGUCUUCUUGUCUAUCCUUAUCUCACGUUAUGCUGAGUAUGACUUUUAUAAGUCUCUUCCCUCAAGGCUGAUACUUGGAUUGGUAACUCUCUUCAUGUCCAUAACAAGCAUGAUGAUAGCAUUUAGUAGUGCCGUCUUCGUAACAUAUGAGCAUGGCUUAAAGUGGGUUCCUGGCUUCAUUUCUGUGAUUUCAUUUUUGCCAAUAAUCAUAUUUUUGUUCCUUCAAUUUCGACUUUUUUAUGAUAUUGUUCGCUCAACAUAUUGUGUAAGGUCUCUAUUUCGACCAAGCAAGCAUAUGCUUUACUAACAAAUAAAGGC
Molecule: messenger RNA, 1988 nt
Organism: Prosopis cineraria
Lineage: Eukaryota; Viridiplantae; Streptophyta; Magnoliopsida; Fabales; Fabaceae
Product: ankyrin repeat-containing protein ITN1-like
Exons: 6
Coding region: 196-1977 (593 amino acids)
Molecular function (GO): protein binding
Source: RefSeq, a predicted model, not a curated record